CGACGGCCAAGUGGGGAGCUCGGCGCGCUCUCUUUAGGGGUGGAGGUCGACGGAGCCGCCAAAAGUCAUGCCGGCCGGCUUUCAGCAACUUGGAGGGGAGACGGUGACCGGAACCCUGGCUCUGUCCGUCUUCACUGCCGUCCUGGGAUCACUGGAGUUUGGAUACAACAUCGGCGUCAUCAAUGCGCCUCAGAGGAUCAUCGAGGAGGACUACAACUCCACGUGGGCGCACCGGUACGGGCGACCCAUCCCGGCGGGGAGCCUCACGUCCCUGUGGUCCCUGUCCGUGGCCAUCUUCUCCUUGGGGGGCAUGCUGUCCUCGUUCUGUGUGGGAUUUGUGUCCGAGUGGCUGGGCAGGAGAAAAGCUCUGCUGAUCAACAACCUGCUGGCCUUCGGCGGCGGCAGCCUGAUGGGCCUGUCCAAGCUGUGUCGCUCCUUUGAAAUGAUGAUCCUCGGGCGCUUUGUCAUCGGCGCCUACUGCGGGCUGGCGUCCGGCUUGACCCCCAUGUACGUGGGGGAGAUCGCGCCCACCGGUCUGCGAGGGGCGCUGGGCACGCUGCAUCAGCUGGCCAUCGUCACGGGAAUCCUCAUCGCGCAGAUCUUAGGGCUGCGGCAGCUGCUGGGCACCGAGGACCUGUGGCCCGUCCUGAUGGGCCUGACGGUGGUGCCCACCGUCCUCCAGAUGGCGCUGUUGCCCUUCUGCCCGGAGAGCCCCCGCUUCCUCUUCAUUGUCCGCUGUCAGGAGCAUCAGGCCAAGAGAGGCCUGCGGCGGUUGACCGGCCGCCAGGAGGUGGGCGACCUGCUGGCGGAGAUGAAGGAGGAGAAGAGGAGGAUGGACCUGGAGAGGAAGGUGUCCAUCCCGGAGCUCUUCCGCUCUCCGGUGCACCGCCAGCCCAUCAUCAUUUCCAUCCUGCUGCAGCUCUCCCAGCAGCUCUCCGGGAUCAAUGCAAUAUUUUACUAUUCCACAAACAUCUUCACCAAGGCCGGGGUCCAGAGUCCGGUUUUCGCCACGAUAGGAGCCGGAAUAGUGAACUGCGCUUUCACCGUGGUCUCGCUCUUCCUAGUGGAGCGGAUGGGACGGCGGACCCUCCACAUGCUGGGACUGGGGGGCAUGUGCGUCUGCGCCGUGCUCAUGACCGUCGCGCUCAGCUUCUUGGACACGGUCCCCGCCAUGAGUUACGUCAGCAUGCUGUCCAUCUUCGGCUUUGUGGCCUUCUUCGAGGUGGGUCCGGGUCCAAUCCCUUGGUUCUUUGUCGCCGAGCUGUUCUCGCAGGGUCCCCGGCCGGCCGCCGUGGCCGUGGCGGGCUGCUCGAACUGGACCGCCAACUUCGUCGUCGGGAUGGGCUUCCAGUACGUUGCUGAGCUGUGCGGACCAUACGUCUUCCUGAUCUUCGCUGCGCUCCUGCUCUUCUUCCUCAUCUUCACAUUUUUCCGCGUGCCCGAAACACGGGGCAAGACCUUCGACCAGAUCGCCACAGACUUCAACCGCGGCUCACCCGACACCAUGAUGGGGCUGGACAUGGAGCUCAACAAGACAAACACAGAAAUGGACUACUUGGGGGACGAAAGCAUGGACUGAGAACUGCACAUAUUCCAUCACAACGUUUGAGGAGUUAUAUUCUAUUUAUUAUGGAGUGUGGUGUUUUGCGACAAAACCAUUUUCGUCCUCAUUUCCACAAAAUAUUCACAAUUCCACCCUGGAAUUUAUGCACUUUAAAUCAGUUUAAAAAACAAAAAGGAAAAAAAGAAAAAAAAAAAACUCAAACAUUUCACUUGUUUUAGCUUGGCAAAUUCAAGAUGCAUGGUAAUUCUGAAGUACAAAUUGUGGGCAAAGUUCGAUAAAUCCGGGUAGUCCAACAAACAACCAUUUUCACCCAAGAGCUUUAGCAAUUAAAGCAGGAAAAAAGACAGUUUGCCUGCGUGGGCAACGUUUUCAGCUGCUUUGUCGAUAUUAAUUGGAAAUCAUGUGUACAUUCUGCCCUGAAAUAAGCAUAAUGAUUGCAAACAUUUACUUAACAAAAAAAAAAAAUAAAAAAAUAAUUCACCCUCAUCUCAAUAACGAGCCUCUAAGAAUUGUCAGGCGGUCGCUAAUCCCUGCCCUGCUGCUUUGUUCUGCCCUCUUCAAAUAAAUUAAAAGGGAAAUAAAAAUCAAGGUUAGUUCCUGCGGUAACUACUUGAUGCAUCAAUUUAAAUUAAAGUGUUUAAUUAGGGAAACAGGGCAAGUAUCAAUUUUGGUUUUUUUGCCCUUGCAAAGAUCAAAUUAGACACCCAUCCCGUUUUGACAACUGCAUCUUACGGAGGAAAGUGGGGAUGGGGUACAGGGGCAAAUGCAGGUUUUGGGGGCAGGGGGGGUGUACAAGGAGGGGAGCUGUACGUUCUCAAAUAGGGGCAAUCCUUCAACACAAAAAAAAAAAUAACUGGAUAAAACGUUACCCAUUUGGUCUAACUAACAUUUAACACUGAACAAACAAACUUCAUCCGGACCACUUCCAGAA
Syngnathoides biaculeatus (alligator pipefish) is the source of this 2495-nucleotide messenger RNA. RefSeq names its product solute carrier family 2, facilitated glucose transporter member 4-like. The record is from RefSeq and is a predicted model, not a curated record. Gene Ontology annotation, cellular component: membrane. NCBI's taxonomy places the organism in Eukaryota, Metazoa, Chordata, Actinopteri, Syngnathiformes, Syngnathidae. Gene Ontology annotation, biological process: monosaccharide transmembrane transport. Bases 68 to 1579 code for a protein of 503 amino acids. Gene Ontology annotation, molecular function: hexose transmembrane transporter activity. The transcript is spliced from 11 exons.